Molecule: messenger RNA, 489 nt
Organism: Olea europaea var. sylvestris
Lineage: Eukaryota; Viridiplantae; Streptophyta; Magnoliopsida; Lamiales; Oleaceae
Exons: 2
Coding region: 92-403 (103 amino acids)
Source: RefSeq, a predicted model, not a curated record
AUGAGGUGAAGAAUGGAAGACCAAAGGAAAAGCAAAACUCAACUCCAACAGUAACGAAACUGGCGUGGGCUGGAGCUAGCUAGAACGAAGGAUGGUGACUCGUCUGCCAGAAAAUACCAUGAUGGAAGACCAAAUGUACAAGCAAAUUGAGACAGUUAGUGGUCACCAAACAAACGGGAUGAGGAAGAGAUUGCUAUCUAACGAUAUCUCUCUGCGCAUUGAAGUCGGAUCUGUAGCUGCGCCCAAGGAUGUCCCAAGGCCUACCAAGAAUAGGAAUAACACAACAAGGAAUAUCUCCAAACGAGAUGCAACAUCUAGCUACCUCUGUCUAAGAGAAUCAAAGGAUAGUAAGAAAGUAUGUCAACUAGAAGAUGGAAAAGAUAAGAUGAAAAUGCCAAAGUAGGCACGAAAUAAAAGAGAGAUGAAAAACACGGAUUCUACAUCUCAAGUACCAGUAGAGAUUGAAUAAUUUUGGCAAUUUGGGACCUC